Messenger RNA from Lytechinus pictus (painted urchin), 1246 nucleotides. RefSeq lists its product as uncharacterized. The coding region runs from base 96 to 1151 and encodes 351 amino acids. The record is from RefSeq and is a predicted model, not a curated record. Lineage: Eukaryota; Metazoa; Echinodermata; Echinoidea; Temnopleuroida; Toxopneustidae. The transcript has a single exon.
AUGUUUGCCUAAAUUUUCUAUAAAGAUAUUUCUGCUUCUAAAGAUAGCAAUAAAUUUGCAUUUUACAUCACAAGUACAGCUGUUUUGAGUGCACUAUGGCAGAAAUUGUUAUUUUGAUCACUUUACUUAUCUUCGCUCAUAUGUAUGUGUCUAGAGGAAUAUCCUUAAUGCAAGGUCAAGAAGCCAACUUGAUUUUUCCAUAUCCAUGUGAUAGUACUAAAGUUACAUUACAACAAUCUAACAGACUCCCAUUUUAUAGAUCAACAGAUGGCUCAUCGCUGUCUUUGCCUGAUAGUCAGGCUCAGAGAUUUGAGGUAAAGAAUGUUAUUAACAAUGGAAGCUGCUCUCUGGAUCUUACGAUAAAGGAUCUCGUGAGAGAUGAUGAAGGGACAUACAUUUUGUUUGUAUACAAGGAUGGGGAAAUACUUAGUGAUCAUAUACAUAGAAUUUACCUGAAGGUAAACUAUCCUCCUGAUAAAGCAUUUUGUGUUGUGGGUGAAGAUUAUGAUAGAAGAUGGGUAGCAGUAGAUUGUACAGCCAAUGCUGGAAGUCUAACAGGAAAGGUAGAAUGCUUUCAAAAUGGUUUAUUGAUGCCUAAAUUAACAGACCCUGCUCUGACAGGCUCUUUAUUGAAACAGACUAUUAUCAUCAGAAAAUCACAGCCGGCAUUUUGUUGCUAUUUUGCUUUGAAUGUAAAUAAAUCAAGAUGUGAAUGUGAUGAUACUGUCUUGUUCCAAGAUGGAAACCAUAGGAAAGACCCAUGUCCUACCAUCACAACACAAAUGUCAACAGAGUCUAUGUACCAGAAAGCAGACAAUUUAAUGAUUACAACGUCUUUAAACUCUAAGGACUACCCAUUAUCAUCCACUAAUGCAAUGAAAAUAACCAGAAAUGAAGUAAACGCAAUAUUAAUAUAUUCUUUUGUUUGUAUGAUAUCUGUAUGCAUAUAUUCAAUAGUCAUCGUAAUUAUCAAAUAUACAUACUAUAAACUGGUGCAGAAUCACACAAAUAGUAAUGUUGCAUCAGAGUGCCCAUCUACAAUCAUGACAAUUGUGGAUAAUGAUAAUGAUGGAGAAUGUGCUAUGGAGAAAUUGAAUCCAAAUCGAGAAUUUGAAGAUGUCUAUGGUAAAUUGAAAACAGUUGAUGUAUAAAAAAUAAAUUACUGUCAGGAAAAUAUGACAAAUAUAAAAUCUACAUCUUCAGAUUAAUUUUAUGCAAAAUGAAAAUAAUAAGUUAUUCUAAUCAA